AUGAAGUUCUCUGUUAUCUCCAUCCUCGCUGUUGCCUUCCUUACUGUGGGCCCUGCAGGUGCAAUACCCAUUGACAGCAUCCAAGACCAAACCACCGCCGAUGGGAGUUCUAAAACCGACAACGUCAUGCCGGCCGGCCCCAGUACAACCAUGGCUUCCGACAAGUCGAAUCAAGUCUAUACACCUGCGCAUGACCAAGGGGAAGCCGAAUAUGCCAAUUCAACCACUGCCGACGACAUUUCUCGGACCAACGAUGCAGGUGACGGUGAAACCCCGACUUCCCAUAAGUUGGAUCAUGACUGCACAUGUCAUCAGGGGGUUGAAGAUGCCGGUGUAGCCACUACCGAUGCGACUUCUCACAACGGCGAUACCCUGCCACCAGGUGCCGACAAAACCCUAACUUCCCACAAUUUGGUUCAUAACUGCACACGUGCCCAUGCCCAUCAAGGCGUCGAAGAUGCCGGUGCAGUGACUACCGAUGCGACGUCUCAGACUGAUAUUGCCAUACCGGCAAUUCCAAAGGCACCCCUGACGUCCCACAACUUGGACAAUAACAGCACAGAUGGCCAGGCCCAUGAGGAUGGCAAAGAUGCCGAUCCGGCCACUGCCAUUACGGCUCCGAAAAGUGAUGAGCAGAUGAAAGCUUCGGUCAAGAGAGCUCCCCCCCAGCGCGGCACUCCUGACUCCAUGGAAGCCCAACGCGCUAGUGCGCCAGAGAUUUCUUCCAGCAGUCAGGGUAAUUCACCUUCACCCGAAGUUCACCACCCCCAGAAUGCCAUAGAGAUGCCUGGUCGGAAAAGAGGCACGACUAUGGUGACGUCCGCGGCCGUGACUCGGCGGUAA
Molecule: messenger RNA, 843 nt
Organism: Aspergillus oryzae RIB40
Lineage: Eukaryota; Fungi; Ascomycota; Eurotiomycetes; Eurotiales; Aspergillaceae
Exons: 2
Coding region: 1-843 (280 amino acids)
Source: RefSeq, a predicted model, not a curated record